Messenger RNA from Pleuronectes platessa (European plaice), 1834 nucleotides. It is a transcript of the gene msraa, whose product is annotated as methionine sulfoxide reductase Aa. Gene Ontology annotation, molecular function: peptide-methionine (S)-S-oxide reductase activity. NCBI's taxonomy places the organism in Eukaryota, Metazoa, Chordata, Actinopteri, Pleuronectiformes, Pleuronectidae. Gene Ontology annotation, biological process: cellular response to oxidative stress. Gene Ontology annotation, cellular component: cytoplasm. The transcript is spliced from 6 exons. The record is from RefSeq and is a predicted model, not a curated record. The coding region runs from base 582 to 1097 and encodes 171 amino acids.
UCGCCAGGGCUCCUCGGGAACGCUGCCACAAUCGAGAGAGACGAAGAAAGAAGCACAGAGGACGGGGAGAAGCUGUGCCUGGAGUGGAGAGACCUGGCCGGGCUUCCCCUCCUUUGUCUGUCUGGCUCAGGGCUGCAGCGCCAGAGGAAAUCAAGAAAUGUCCAAACACAGUUGCAGUGGUGGUGGACGGGGACGAGCUCCGCCUCGCCUCCGACAGAAAGAAGGAAAAGAACUUCCAACGGACUGAAAACUCGUCUACUGAAAAGGAUUCGGAGGAAGAAAAGGAGCCAAAACAAGCGUUUUCCCUUUUUUAAAUGAAAUUCCGCAUUGCAGCGAUUGAAUUUUGUGCAACGUGGCUGCUAUCUCUCAUGAGCUGACCUUUAAUUUCAGUGGUAACAAAGAAGAAAUUAUCGAAUUGCUUUUUUUGAGAGCCAAACAACAUCCGUGUACUGGACGAGGACUGACGUGUGAAUCCAACGGUUCCACUUGCAGCCAGAGGAAGGCCGACCACAUGCCGAGCAAGAGCCAAACAUGACGUGAGCGGCAACAAGACUGUUCCACCUUUCCCAGAGGGGACGGAGAUGGUCAUGUUCGGCAUGGGCUGCUUCUGGGGAGCCGAGAGGAAGUUCUGGACUCAAAAAGGAGUUUAUUCCACCCAAGUGGGCUACUCUGCAGGAUACACACCCAACCCCACCUACAGGGAGGUCUGCACAGGUAGAACCGGGCACAACGAGGUGGUGAGGGUCGUCUUCCACCCCGAGCGGAUCAGCUUCUCCAGCCUGCUGAAGGUUUUCUGGGAGAGCCACAACCCGACUCAAGGGAUGCGUCAGGGGAACGAUACUGGGACCACGUACCGCUCCGGCAUCUACACCUACACAGAGCAGCAGCUGCAGGAAGCCUUGGCCUCCAGAGAUCAAUACCAGCAGGUUCUGACGCAGGGCGGCUUCGGGCCAAUCACAACAGAGAUAGCCGAAGCGAAGCCGUUCUACUACGCUGAGGAUUACCACCAGCAGUACCUGAAGAAGAACCCAGACGGAUACUGUGGCCUGGGCGGAACCGGAGUCUCCUGCCCAAUAGGAAUCAAGAAGAAGACUUAGAUUGACGGUGGCAGGGAUUUCUUUAAAGGCUUUAAAAUGCUCACAAAUGCAAGGGUUAGGGUUUCAUUAAAUAUAACUGCAUAGCACUUGCUUCUUAUCUACAGCAGCCGAUGAAGUGAAAGAACAGAUGUGCGGUGUUGUUUGGAAACGUGAUGACUUCACUGAACCUGGUUUCUGACGUCUUCAGGGGAAAGUAAGAAAGAGGAGACGUUAGCGAGCGAGUUCCAACACCUGGGACACACCCUCACAGUAUGGAGGCUUCUUUAUACAGAGCAAUGUCCCAAUAUCCAUAACCUUAUAUCCAUAACCUUAUAUGCUUUGCGUUAGUCUCCACAGCAGUUUAGGAUAGUUUCUGAUUGAACUGACAGGUCAACUAUUCCAGUACCUGACAGUAUAUUUGAGUGAAUUGUAAAAGGAAUGCAAACCCUCAUGACCCGUUUUUAUAUCAACAAAUAACCAAACCUUCCACCUGGAAUGACACAAAACAUGUAUUUGAUUCCAUGUCCCAUCUGCUAACAUGGAGGAGGCAGGGUUUAUAACCCACACUGCAGCCAGCCACUAGAGGGCGACACUGUUUUGAGCUUAUAGCGUCCAUCUUUCCCAAUGUCAUCUUUCCUCUGGUUUGAGCUCCAGAAGAAGACGAUGAUUUGUUUCUGUCAGCUUGUUUUAUGAUAUUAUUCUUUUAAACUGAUUUAGUUUCAUAGUUUUCAUCAUUAAAGCAUUACAAUCUUCUCAAA